This is a messenger RNA of Olea europaea var. sylvestris, 1037 nucleotides long. RefSeq names its product DEAD-box ATP-dependent RNA helicase 31-like. The record is from RefSeq and is a predicted model, not a curated record. Lineage: Eukaryota; Viridiplantae; Streptophyta; Magnoliopsida; Lamiales; Oleaceae. The coding region runs from base 1 to 876 and encodes 291 amino acids. Gene Ontology annotation, cellular component: chloroplast. The transcript has 6 exons.
AUGUGUAUUUCUGCUGUUACAAUCCAGCGUCAAACUCUUUUGUUUUCUGCCACUAUUCCGGAUGAGGUUCAUAAAAUUUGUGAUGUUGCUUUGAAACUGGACCAUGAAUUUAUCAAUACAGUACAGGAAGGACUCGAGGAGACAAAUUCACAGGUGAGACAGAUGCAUAUAGCUGCUCCUUUAGGCAACCACUUUUCGAUUCUAUAUACUCUGCUGAAAGAGCAUAUAAAAGAUGAUGCUAAUUAUAAGGUUCUUGUGUUUUGCACAACUGCAAUGGUUACAAGAUUUAUAGCGGAUCUCCUUAUGAAGCUUAACUUGAAUGUCCGGGAAAUUCAUUCUCGAAAACCACAAAGUUACAGAAACAAGAUUUCUGACGAAUUCCGGAAGUCAAAAGGUCUAGUUCUUGUAACUUCUGAUGUAUCUGCACGAGGAGUAGAUUAUCCGGACAUUACACUUGUUCUUCAGAUUGGCGUGCCAGCUGAUAGACAACAGUACAUACAUCGACUAGGUAGAACUGGACGUAAAGGUAAAGAAGGACGAGGUAUACUCUUGUUGGCACCUUGGGAAGAGUUCUUUUUGUCCAGUAUCAAAGACUUGCCAAUAACAAAGGCAUCAGAACCAAUGGUUGAUUCAGACUCGAGGAAACAGGUUGAACGCGCACUAUCCCGUGUAGAUGCGAAGGUUAAAGGCACAGCUUACGGGUCAUGGCUUGGAUAUUACAAUUCCAAUAAGAAUGUGCGUAGAGACAAGAAUCGACUCGUCAUGCUCGCAAACGAGUAUAGUCGAAGCAUGGGACUUGACAACCCACCCGCCAUUGCGAAGAAAAACCUCAGAAAAAUGGGCCUACAGAACAUUCCUGGACUGCGUUCUGAGUAGAUAUGGUGUACUUUGUCAUUGCCAUAAAAAAUUAUGUGAAUUUAGGUAAAAUUUUGGUUGAGUAUGAAUUAUAAAUUUAUAGAGGUUCUUGGAACUUGCGUAAUUUACGAAUUCUGAGAUUUAUUAAUUUUGAUGACAAUGAAAAAGAUGGCUUGGCAUUG